This is a messenger RNA of Somion occarium, 792 nucleotides long. Lineage: Eukaryota; Fungi; Basidiomycota; Agaricomycetes; Polyporales; Cerrenaceae. The record is from the annotation of a GenBank genome assembly.
AUGCUGAAUGCCUAUAAGUACCUAGUAAAGGGAGCUGCAAUCGUCAGUUCCAGUAGUCCCAACCUAACUCACAUUCAACGUCAUGGCAGUCAUUCAUUCUUCUCUUGUAUUCUUCGCACUCUGGUCCAUGUCAUUGCUCGUCAACGCAAUGUCUACACCUACCCGUGACGUGUCUACACUCACCAAACGCGACAGUCCACAGGGUGUGCUCAUCGGAUGCUACCCUGGCGGCGCGGGUGGAUGCCCUUGUCCCACUGAUAAGUUCGGGGACGCAGGCGUCUUGAUUAAUGUCUUUCCUGGGUACCAGUGUGCGUAUCCAUCAGGCGCAUGUUCCUGGAACGAUAGGAAUGGCGAGUUGGAUAACGUCGCCCAGGACAACUGUCCCUCUUCGGCUCCGUGCCCUAGUAGCGGGUGUACCUGUCCCUUGGACAAGAAGAAGGACAUUGGUGUCAUGAUCAACUACUUCACGGGCUAUCAAUGCGCCUAUCCCAACGGAGCCUGCACUUGGGACGAGAAUGGGUCCUUGACCAACGUUCGUCAAGGAAACUGUCCAUCAUCUGCACAAUGCAACAAGUUCAAGCGUGAGGAGGAAGGUGCGAGGAUUUAGGGGUUAGUGGGAGGUUGAUACCUUGAAUAGCCCAGGGUCCCGUAGACGUGUCUUGGAUAGUCAGUUUUUUUUUACACCGUGAUCGUAAGUAGUAUUGUAGUUUUACCUGGGUUAAUUGUGGUUUGUGCUUAGAAUGUGAGGUAUUUAUUAUAAUGGGUGUGUGAGACGCAAACUGAGAUAAUAGU